Messenger RNA from Penicillium concentricum, 1953 nucleotides. Its product is annotated as fungal specific transcription factor domain-containing protein. Gene Ontology annotation, molecular function: zinc ion binding; DNA binding. NCBI's taxonomy places the organism in Eukaryota, Fungi, Ascomycota, Eurotiomycetes, Eurotiales, Aspergillaceae. Gene Ontology annotation, biological process: DNA-templated transcription. The transcript is spliced from 8 exons. The record is from RefSeq and is a predicted model, not a curated record. The coding region runs from base 1 to 1953 and encodes 650 amino acids.
AUGGGUGAUGGAAGAGUCACAAAACGAUCGUCAAAUGCCUACAUCCUGGAGCUACAGCAGAAAAUUGCGCGUAUAGAGCAGAACGAGAAGGGCCAAGCAAGCCCUUACAGCUCGAAUUUUGAAGCUCAGCCCAUUGAUCCCAGAGAUCGCGAACAUGUACCUACUUUGGAGAAGACCAGAACUCCAGAGGAUCAUGAGGAACCUCAGGACCUGGAGGAUCUAGACUCUGAGCUAGCCAAUCCAUUAUCGUCUGGUCCUCCUGCUUUUAUGUCUGCAGCAAAUGGGCGCACAUUCUACCUUGGAACAUCAUCCAACUGGUCGUUCACUCGACGAGUUCUCAGCUUGGCACAUCAGCACCUCUAUCAGAAUGCACUGCCCACAGAAACUUUGCUAUUCGAUGAAACGACCUAUGAACUGGGAUGGGAUGGGCUACGAACAACCCCGGGCCUAGAUGUCCCAGUUGUACCGACUCGCGACCAUACCAUGUAUCUGAUCAACGCCGUGCAAUUCCGGUGCGGGCAAUUGUAUCACCUUUUCGAAGAAGAGGAGUUUAUGAGCUCCUUGCAACGGUUUUACUCGGGAGAUGGCCAAUCCAUGACAAAUAGCUUGUGGUACAUCCAUUUCCUCCUCAUCCUGGCUUUUGGCAAGGGAUUCGUUCAGCCCAAGGCUCAAGGUAGAAAGCCACCAGGGGUGCACUAUUUUGUCAAAGCUUUGCAGCUUCUGCCCGACCCGACUGCUCUGUACCGGGAUCCUAUGCUCGGAACGGAAAUUCUAUGUUGCAUCGCUUUAUACUACCAGUGUGUUGACUUUCGAACAUCGGCACAUAACUACAUUGGCCAAGCCAUGCGGAUAGCCAUGGCACAAGGAAUGCAUACUAAUAUGCCAGUCGAAGAUUUAGGAGAUAAAAUGGUCCAAAGAUCCGGCAAAAUCUGGUGGACCAUUUACAUUCUAGACCGAGAAAUGACAUCGUUAAUGGGUCUACCUCAGUCGAUCAAUGAUCGAUAUGUGCAAACCCAGCUCCCCACCUUUGCAGACCCAUCCGAAACAAUGUCAUUAGGCAUGCACAUCAAGUUGUCCCAGAUCAUCGCCGAGGUGAACAGCACAAUAUAUGUUGCCAAUGGGCGUAUCAACCGGACCUUUUUGCUUAGCACUAAAGCAGCAUUGGCGAAUAUUGCAGGGCUUGCCGAUGAGCUUCGCGAGUCAUUUCCGCUACACUUAGAUCCAGUCAAGGGCGUUUCUCGAACAUCAGCGUACCUACAUCUUCAAUAUCACCAGUGUAUCAUCCUCGCCACCAGACCUCUCCUAUUCUGCUUUCUUAAAAUCCGCUUCGAGUCCCCAGAAAGCUGUUUAGAAUCCCUCAAAGCAUCUCAAAAUGUCCGAAACCUGAUGCAAAUGUGUCUUGAAUCCGCCCAGCACAUCAUCAGCAUUCUCUCCAAUUUACAGAGCCAAGGCCUUUUAGAAACCUUCCUCCCCUUUGAUCUAGAAUCAGUUUUUGUAUCCACAAUCAUCCUCCUGAUGGGCCCAUCAAUCGACCCGCGCUUGUUAGAAAGCCACCCUAACUGGCUGGAGAAAGCGUACGCCAUCUUCGACGAAAUGAUCAGAGACGGAAACCAAGUUGCUAGCUUCCGGCGAUCCGAGCUCCAGCAGCUACACGAGACAUUAUUAGGAUGUAUAUCUGGUGAUCAGCCUCGACACUUGGCGGUCCCUGAAUUCUUUCAGCAGGCUGAUAUUGUUCCUGACCCAGCUUCCCCAUCUGCGACACCGAUUCCUGGAACUAUACCUCAGUCUGUUCGAUAUGAUGAUGCUCUUUUCAGGCCGGAUCCCGAUUUUGAUGUGGAGUGUGAUUUUAGUACGAUGCUGACUUCGGCUGAGAUUAUGGCUGUUGCAGACUCGAUUGAGAGCUAUGAUACUGAGUGGGUAUCGAAUGCGAUGAUAGAACAUAGUAUAUGGUAA